Messenger RNA from Nezara viridula (southern green stink bug), 1885 nucleotides. The record is from the annotation of a GenBank genome assembly. Lineage: Eukaryota; Metazoa; Arthropoda; Insecta; Hemiptera; Pentatomidae.
UCCGACUGAUAAUCAGGUGUUGAUGAGGCCAAUGUCUACUUUCCACUCCUUUCUCUGUUUUUAGUUCUUAAUUUUGUUGUUGUUAUUUUUCGAAUGAAUUGUUUGUAUCUAUUAAACAGAAUAGUUGAUUAUCUCGAGCGGUUAAAUCUAUUCCUGUUCAUUUAAUGUGUUCCCAGUGUGAUAUUUCGUUCGGUCUAGUGGAUCUUAACUACAACAGAUUAAGCAAUAGUUUUGCAUCGUUAACGACAAGGUAUGGAUCAGCCUUGUUGGGAUGAUACAGCCAUAAAAUAUGAAAGUGGAAAUACUGAUUGUAAUGCAAUGAAGGGUGAUCAGAAUUUGUAUGGAUAUUGUGAAAGUCACCUUAAUUUUACUGCUGCUAACACAAGUGAAGACGAUGACUAUGGUUAUGGAAAGAAAAAGCUAUCACGGGACCCUUUGUCACACCGCAUUAUUGAGAAAAGAAGAAGGGACAGGAUGAACAACUGCCUGGCUGACCUCUCCCGACUGAUCCCUCAGGAUUAUAUGAAGAAAGGCAGGGGAAGGGUGGAGAAAACAGAAAUCAUAGAAAUGGCCAUUCGUCAUAUGAAACAUCUCAUGUCCCACCCAUGUGCAGAGGGAACAUGCUGCAAGAGUGAGGAUGCUGGCGCAGAAUCAGAAAACCUUACUAGAAGUUAUAGACUUGGAUAUCACGACUGCUUAUCAGAAACACUUCAUUUUCUUGUCGAUUCUGAGGGUUUUCUUCCAAGUGGAUCACUUUGUAAUCAAUUAGCAACACAUCUUAGCCAACAUUGUGACAAUCUUCUUAAUAAUGAUGGCUUACGAAACGAACUGUGCCGAUUAAAGGAUGAAAAUCAUAUUGGUGGAUAUCUGGUCGGUGGAUCAGGCCCUGGUGGAGGUCAAGAAUCAGGUUCAGAUUCAAGCUGCCUUACUCAACUUUCUUCAGUCAACAAUGUUUCCCCUACUAGUUCCAAUUCUGAUAAGUGUAGUAGUGUUGAGUCAAAAUGUAGUAUAGAAUCUGGGUAUAAAUUCAAAAAUACCAUUCAGAGGAGGUUCGAGAACUCAAUACCAGCUCCAACACCGCAUACAUCUCUGGUACCUGGAUUUGCACUUUCACCAAGGGGGCAUUAUUAUCUUCCGAUUUGUUUGGAGCCUGCACUUGUUCCCAGAGAAGACCUUCAAGGUGAUGGAGAGGUUAUAUUACAUCCAGUUACGAUAUCUGUCAAUUUUAGGCCUCCUCCACCACCUCCAAAGUGAAGAUGUUAAAUUAAAAAAAAAAAAAACUUGAAUUAAGAAUGCCUAAUGAUAGGUGUCAAAAAUGCUGUCUUCUAAGUGAGAAGAGCCUGAUGAGUUUUAUCAUCCGAGUUAAACGAAUGCUUACAAAUCUACUUGUUUGUGUAAAGGAAGACUGAGAUGAAUUCAUUUAUUUUUUAAUUUUUUUGUACAGAUUAAAUUUUAUAAAAGUAUUUUUCUCAAAGUUAAAAAAAGAAAAAUUGUAUUGUUAAAUCUUGUUACAUAUGUUUUAAAUGAUUUAUAUACUGAAUGUUGAUUGUAGAUUCAAAAUUAUUGUUAAUGUUUAAAAUGAAAAAAAUGUAUAUGAUAAAAAUUUAUUAUAUUUGUCUGGGAGGUAACAUGCAAAAUAUUGACUUACUAGAAAUAAUUCAAUGCUACGUCUUCUGUUAUUAUCAAUAAUUAUUAAAUAUUACAAAACUGCUUAUAACUUCAGAUUUAUACCAGUGAAAAGAUUUUUAUUAAGGUUCAUAUUUGAGUCUUUCCAAGAUCUCCAAAAAGUUUUAGCUUGAUAUUAAUAAGUCAACUUUUUAUUCACAAACUCCUGGAAUGUAUACUAAAUGUUGAUUUAAAUCCAAAAUUAUUUUUAAUGUUAAUU